UUGGCCUGCAUGGAGGACGAACUCACGGACAGCUGCAGCUCCGGCGUGUUCUCGAGCGACGAGAACGGAGACUGGAGCAGCGACGAAGUGAGUCUCGACGGCUACUCGGACGACGAAGACGCAGACGACGACGACGACACUUCCUCAAUGUACGCGUACCAAGGCGAGCGCUGGUACUGGACGCCGCCAAGCUCGACCAACAGCGUCCAGAGCUACGAGGACAAGUACGAGACGGCCAGCCAGCGCAGCGCGGACUUGGACGAGUUCGGGCUUGAGCGCGCAGACGAGCACUACCGACGCCCCACGAUGUACGCCAUGCCGUCGAUUGACUUUGGCUCGGACGGCGUUGUCGACUCCUGGGUCGACCGCUACGGCUCCAGCCGAUCCGACUUCACCUACGUCGCGACAGUGCCCGACGCAAUCGACACAGACGAGGCCCAGGAACCUCGACACGAGCUGCCUCCUCACCUCGCUGGCUUCUACAUCCCCGUGCUG
Phytophthora sojae is the source of this 495-nucleotide messenger RNA. RefSeq lists its product as hypothetical. The annotation marks the transcript as partial. NCBI's taxonomy places the organism in Eukaryota, Oomycota, Peronosporomycetes, Peronosporales, Peronosporaceae. The record is from RefSeq and is a predicted model, not a curated record. The transcript has a single exon.